AUGCCCGCGCACCACGGACAGGAGGUAGCGGCGUUGGGGCUAGGGUUGUACCAAGCGCAGACGGGCAAGGUGUCGUCGUUCAGCAUCGACACGCUGGGGCGCGCGGCGCGCGAGUUUGACGUGGUGGUGUCGGGGCCGGGCGCGCGCGCGCUGCCCGUGCGCUGCUACCAGACCAAGUCCGGCCUGCUGCAGGCUGAGUUCACCGUCAACGAGGUCGGGCAGAGUACUAUAGAGGUGUUACAUCUAUCAAAACCUGUCACCGGCAGCCCAUUCACUUGUGAAUCGUUCGACCCGAACAAAGUUAUUGUGUCGGGUCUUCCCACUGGAAAUAUUAUCGCGCAAACGCCAAUCAACUUUACAGUGGACACAAAGGACGCGGGCGUGGGCGAACUAGAAGUGGUGUGCGAAGCGAUGGGUGAACGGCGAGUGCGUAUGCCCGUGGACAUUCGCGAAGACGGACACACGUACCGUGUACGACUGAGGCCUUCUGUGCCUGCGCACUAUCGCAUCUAUAUCACGUACGGAGGCGCCCCAGUGAUGGGCAGCCCGGUAUCCCUGGGCGUGCUGAGCGGGCGCAGCAGCACGGCGGCGCGCUGUGCCGGCACCGGGCUAGCGCACGCGCACGUCGGCAAGGAGGCUGCCUUCACCAUACAGUGCGCUGAUGAUGCCACGCCCACUGUACAGGUAGAGAGACUGACCGACAGCAAGGAGGACGAGACGGAUUCCGGUCUACUGGAAUGUAGAGUGAUAGCGGGGGCGCCUCGAGAGUGGCUCUGCGCGUAUAUACCGCUUGUUGUGGGACUAUACGAAGUUAGGAUAUUCACCAGUUCUGGUCCAUUGCCAGGAAGCCCAUUUUCAGUGAAAGUCAUAGAUACGUCAGCAAUAGUACCUGUUGGAGGAUGGGGAACAGACAACUCUGGUCGAGUACGCGCUCCUUCCAAAUUAGUGCUGGAUAUUACUAACGCAGGGCCUGGAACACUAGAGUGCCUUCUGGCUGGCAGACAUCAACGCGUAGAGACAGUAUCUGGAAGAGCGGUCGUAACUCUGACGGCAGCAGAGGGUGUAAGCGGUGAACAAGAACUGGAGCUCACGUACAACGGGGCGCUGGUGGGCGGGGCUCCGAGACGCGCACUAGUCGCGUCCGGGAACACUGCCGAUAGAGUCACACUAGCCGGCCGGGGGUUAGCACACGCUGCUCCUCAUACCCCCGCCAUAUUUACCAUCGACGGCAGCGGUGCGGGGCCGGGCGCGCCCGAGGCGUCGCUGACGGCGCCGGACGGCAGCGCGGUGGCGGUGGCGCUGGCGGCCGCCGGGCCCGGCCUGUGGCGCGCCUCCUACACGCCGCGCCGCGCGGGCGACCAUCAGCUGCGCGUGCUCUGGGCCGGACGCCUCGUCAAAGGGUGCCCGCUGACGGUGAAGGUGGCAGCCGGCGCGGAGAGCGGGGACGCGGCGCGCGUGGUGUGCUCGGGCGCGGGGCUGACGGGCGGCGUCGUGGGCCGCGAGAUGCGCUCCUGGAUAGACACGCGCCGCGCCGGCCCCGGGGAGCUCGCCGCGCACUGCACCGGACCCAACAAGGUGGCGUAUUGUGAACUAUACGAGCACGGCGACGGCACUUUCACACUGAACGUGAAACCGGCGGAGGCGGGCCGGCACGUGCUCAGCAUACAGUUCGCUGGUGAGCACGUGCCCGGCUCGCCUUUCGUGCUCAAAGUCGCGGGCGCUCCAGACCCUUCGAAGGUCCGCGUGUACGGGCCGGGUGUGGAGCCGGGCGUGCUGGCGACGUUCCAGUCACGCUUCCUGUGCGACACGCGCGGCGCCGGCGCCGGCCAGCUCACGGUGCGCGUGCGCGGGCCCAAGGGCGCCUUCCGCGUCGAGAUGCAGCGUGAGAGCCAGAAGGACCGCACCAUACUGUGCAAGUUUUCACCCACCGAACCCGGCGACUACCGCGUGGAGGUGCGCUGGGCCGGCCGCCACGUGCCCGGCUCGCCCUUCCCCGUCAUGAUAUUCGACACACAAGAGGAACUGCGCAGAUACCUCCAGUCCAUCGCGCCUUAA
Parnassius apollo (apollo) is the source of this 2055-nucleotide messenger RNA. The record is from the annotation of a GenBank genome assembly. NCBI's taxonomy places the organism in Eukaryota, Metazoa, Arthropoda, Insecta, Lepidoptera, Papilionidae.